AUGCGUAUUCGCCUUCAGCCUCGCAAGAGACCACAAGGUAAGCGACCCCCUGGUAAGCUGAAUAUUACUUUGUUGUCUUUGCCCGCUCACAAUCUUCAUUUCAGCAGUGAGCUAGCUCAACGGUUAGACAACCUUCCAAUCGCUGCCGCCGCUAACGACACCGCCGCUGCCGAGAACGCCUCCGUGGAGAACCGCUGGUGUCAACUGCGAGACACGGUCCAAUCGAUGGCGCUCGCCGUCCUCGGUCGCGCUCCCCGCAAACACGAGGACUGGUUCGCCGACAACGACGCCGUUAUCAUAAAUAUGCUCGCCGAGAAGAACCGCCUACACAAAGCCUACGUUAACCACCCCACUGACGACGACAAAGCUGCUUUCUACCGCAGUCGCCGCAACCUUCAGCAACGACUGCGCGAGAUGCAGGACGCCUGGACUGCUCCCAAAGCUGAGGAGAUCCAAGGCUAUGCGGACCGCAACGAGUAG
Messenger RNA from Spirometra erinaceieuropaei, 480 nucleotides. Lineage: Eukaryota; Metazoa; Platyhelminthes; Cestoda; Diphyllobothriidea; Diphyllobothriidae. The record is from the annotation of a GenBank genome assembly.